AUGGAUAUCGUCCUGCAACAGCUCGAGCCUCUCCUCGCCGCUCUCCGCCCACACUUGACCCCCAUCACCGCACAGCUCCCCGCAAGCAUCGCAAACCCCAUCUCAGACCUCAUCACCCCCGUCUGCUACAACACCCUCAUCCUCAAACUUGACCCCGCCUCAUCCCCCGCCUGCACAAAGCUCGCCCUCUCAAAGGCAAUCGGCGUCGGCAUCAUAACCCUCUCCACAAUCAUAAAGAUCCCGCAGAUCAUCAAGCUUCUCAAUUCUGGCUCCGCCCGCGGCGUCUCCUUCCCCUCAUACGCCCUCGAGACCGCGGGCUACUUGUGUACCCUCGCGUACAACUUUCGCUCCGGAAACCCAAUCAGCACGUAUGGCGAGAUUGGCCUCAUCGCGGUCCAGAAUGUGGUCAUUGCUGUCCUGAUCCUGCACUACUCGGGCAAGGAUAUGUGGGCGGCAGCGUUUGUGCCGGUGGUGGCAGGCGCGCUCUAUGCGCUCUUUAACGAGGGCAUGGUGGACCCGAAGCUUAUGGGGUACCUGCAGGCGGCUACUAUCCCCUUGACGUUGGCGAGUAAGGUGCCACAAAUCAUCACUGUGGCCAGGAAUAAGUCUACGGGAAAUCUUUCGGCGUUUGCGGUGUUCAACUACCUCUUUGGCUCGCUCGCUCGUGUCUUUACGACCCUGGCGGAGGUUGAGGACCCGCUCAUCCUGUACGGUUUCCUUGGCGGUGCGUUCCUGAACUUUGUGCUGGCGGCACAGAUGCUCUGGUACUGGAACUCGGGGAAGAAGCUCGGCGCUGGGACGCCGGCAAAGAAGAGAUACACCGGCCCUGCCGAUGGCCGGAGCCUUGCGAAGGGCAAGGGCGCCCCAAAGAAGAAGGGUUAA
Molecule: messenger RNA, 882 nt
Organism: Morchella sextelata
Lineage: Eukaryota; Fungi; Ascomycota; Pezizomycetes; Pezizales; Morchellaceae
Exons: 2
Coding region: 1-882 (293 amino acids)
Source: RefSeq, a predicted model, not a curated record